CCCCCCAAACUCCCUCCUCGCGCCGGCGGGCGCGCGCCGGACCGUUAGCGGAGCGGGAACUGCGCGGUGGCGGCGGGGCGGGCAGCAGGUCUCUUUCCAGGUCACUCAUCUGACCUUCACAUCCUCCUUAUGUCCUGGUAGCAAUCCCUUGGACUCUGCUCUCUGUGGAACCAGCAGAAGAAUUUGCUGCCUGGCUUCAGGUUGCUCCUUCAGUCCUGGUGGUAGACAAUGUUCACAGCCUUUCCCUCACAUGGUCAUGGAAAGAGAUCAUGGACAUUUUGGGGGAAAUCUGAGAAUGCAUUGACUACGUUUUACUUUAUUACAAGGUUACAAGACAUGAAAUAAAACCUUGGAAAUGGGUCUACAAAAGAUAGACACAACCUCAGAAGGCUAAAACUUGUGUGGAAUUAGUUAAAUACUGGAACCACUGCUGAGUUGGUUGCAUCCUCCAACAUGACAAAUCCUCAGCCUACAAUAGAAGGUGGUGUUUCAGAAGUUGAGAUAAUUUCACAGCAAGUGGAAGAAGAGACCAAAAGCAUUGCUCCUGUCCAGCUUGUUAAUUUUGCUUAUCGAGAUCUCCCUUUAGCUGCACUUGAUCUCUCUGUGGCUGGGUCCCAGCUUUUGUCAAAUCUGGAUGAGGAGUACCAAAGAGAAGGAUCUAACUGGCUAAAACCAUGCUGUGGGAGACGAGCAGCUGUGUGGCAGGUAUUUUUGCUCAGUGCAAGUCUCAACAGUUUCCUGGUAGCCUGUGUAGUAUUGGUGGUGAUUCUUCUGACUCUGGAACUCCUAAUAGAUAUAAAGCUUCUCCAGUUUUCAAGUGCUUCACAGUUUGCAGGAGUAAUUCACUGGAUCAGCCUAGUCAUCCUGUCUGUUUUCUUUUCAGAGACUGUUUUGAGGAUUGUGGUCCUUGGCAUAUGGGAUUACAUUGAAAACAAAAUAGAGGUGUUUGAUGGUGCUGUCAUCAUCUUGUCCUUGGCACCAAUGGUGGCCUCAACAGUGGCUAAUGGCCCCAGCAGCCCAUGGGAUGCUAUCAGCCUGAUUAUCACCCUACGAAUAUGGAGAGUGAAGAGGAUCAUUGAUGCCUACGUCCUUCCAGUGAAAGUGGAGAUGGAGAUGAUGAUUCAGCAGUAUGAGAAGGCAAAGGUUAUUCAAGAUGAGCAGCUAGAAAGACUAACCCAGAUCUGCCAGGAACAAGGGUUUGAAAUCAGGCAGCUGAGGGCCCACCUUGCCCAGCAGGAUUUGGACCUGGCUGCAGAGAGAGAAGCUGCCCUGCAGGUCCCACAUGUACUGAACAAGCAGAGCAGCACCAGGUACAAGGUGGUGGCAACUGAAGAUUCUGAUGAUGAGGCCACCGAGAACAUCACUGAGCUGCGACCUCCCCCAGAGGAUGACAUGAAUAAUUACAUCAGCAGAUACUACAACGAGCCCAGCAGUGACUCUGCUGUCCCCGAGCCAGCCCCCUGCGUGGUCACUGCCGCAACCGUCGACAUCCAUCGCUCCAACCUCUCCUCUGACCUCCUCACCCUGGAGCUCCCUCUGCAGCCGGGCACCGCUGCCCCCUCAGGCCCUGCCUCUCUCUCCACCCUCAGCUCGGGCCCCCAGCCCUGCAGCUGGACCCCGGCCUCCUCCCCAGACUGCAGCACAACCUGUGAGGACACCCUGGAGCCCGGCACCGACCCUCACACAGACCUGGUGCCCGCAGGGCAGGAGCUGCUGGGGUCUGUGCCAGAAGGGGCCUGCGUGGCACAGAAGGGUCUGGAUCCUGCCCCCCCGAAGGUGCCCGGCCCCUCAGGCCCCAUGGUAGCCAGCCCUGGCCUGGACCACCAGCUCAGCACCUACAAUGGUGGCAGGCAGGGCAGCCUCGACAUCUUCCAGCUCGGCGACUGCCCGCAGGGUGCCCCCCCCAUUGAUGAGAAGUGUGGGGUGGUGGGGCCCCCAGAGCCACGACUCAGCAGAGUCCCUGAGCCGUAGGGACAACCUGGGGGACACGUGCACCGUGCCAGGGUACCAGGCAGCCACGGGCAAGGUGGCAGAGCUGGAGGGGACCCGUGGCAGGUCCUGCAAUGGCCGCCAGCGAGGAGCCCGGCCCGCAUCGCCUCUCCCCACAGUGCACAAACCUCUGGCUCUGGGCCAGCCGGGAGUCAGCAGCUCCUCUGGGGCACAAAGAACCUUCCAGCAGCCUCCUGCCCCGCAGUGCCUGCAGGGACAGACCGGGGACCUGUCCUGCCACCAGUCUGGGGACAAAGCCACAGUGCCCAGGGGUACAACAGAGCUGCUGGACAGCUUGGGCCCAGCCUAAACCCUCACCCAGGGGUUGAGCAGAGCUGGAGGGGAUCCGGGGAUGGGAAUAAACACUGGCAAACACCCGCUGCCUCCUGCCUUGUC
Messenger RNA from Calypte anna (Anna's hummingbird), 2385 nucleotides. RefSeq names its product transmembrane protein 266 (gene TMEM266). Gene Ontology annotation, biological process: monoatomic ion transport; transmembrane transport. The transcript is spliced from 14 exons. Gene Ontology annotation, cellular component: plasma membrane. Bases 454 to 1971 code for a protein of 505 amino acids. The record is from RefSeq and is a predicted model, not a curated record. Gene Ontology annotation, molecular function: voltage-gated channel activity; monoatomic ion channel activity. Lineage: Eukaryota; Metazoa; Chordata; Aves; Apodiformes; Trochilidae.